AUGGCUGUGGCAAUAAGAGGAUACCCAUUCCACGAACUUUCGGCCGAGAAACUGGCAAAGCUUGAGCGAUCGGAGGUCGACACCUUAGCUUUGAUAGACGCACAGAUCGUUGAUGUGAAGAACAACACUUUCUCUGAUUUUCCCAGGCUUAGACGUUUGAGUCUAGAUUCUAACAGGCUGACAAAUGUCAAGCGGGCCUGGUUCACGGGUUUAGAGCCCCUCUUGGUGCUGAUUUUGGCCAACAACAGCAUCAAGCAGAUAGAGCCGGGUACCUUCAUGGACCUAACUAACCUUAGUCUGUUGGAUCUAGAUAACAACAUGUUGCAGGUUCUGACGACGUUAGACUUGAGGGAUAAUGAUCUGUCUUCUUUGGACAAAGAGGUCUUGUGGGGACAGUCUUCGCUGUCACAGCUACAUGUUAGCAGUAGUAGAUUGUCUUCUGUUCAUGGUGCAAUGCCGCAUCAAAUAGUGUGGAGGUUAGAUCGAAGAGUCCAAGAACGUUCCUCAUCAGGACUACUAUGGUUUACCAGUGAGGUUGAAGCGGCAGCAACAGUGGUCGUUGAGGUGCCCAAAUUCCACUUCUGCGCCAGGGACAAAGCUUAUUCUCAUGAGCUAUCAUUUGGGUGGAUGUUUGAUCCAUCACGCAUUGAGGUGGGAAACAACGAUAUGAGUGCGAGAAAUAUCAAACCUGGCAUAUCAUGUGGUGAUCUGGAUAGUUCACUGAGCACGAUCUCCAUCCAGUCCCCUUCUGUUGUCUUGGCUUCGGAUGGCUCUCGAUCUCUGACAGACCAACUGGACACCAACGCCCCUGAGCAGUGCAGGCAGGUUUGGGAAAGCGAAGGUGGCCGGAAAAUCCAAGACGACGUCAUUUCCGGCAUUGUAAGGUCAGCUUCUCUCCCGGCUUGCACUCUUAGGUUCACCCCAGACGAUGCGGUAUCCUGUAGGUCAUUGCCGGCUGUCCUAGAGUCCAUCAAACACACCUACAGUCAGAUCCCAGAUCACAUAGCCGCUGCGCAGCGCCCCCUGCCGGCCCUCCCACGUACAUCCUGGGAGAUCCAAAAUCACGAACUUCAAGCUUCUGCACAGCGCCCUUUACAUGUCCUUACACACCACUACAGUCAGAUCCCAGAUCACAUAGCCGCUGCGCAGCGCCCGCUGCCGGCCCUCCCACGUACAUUCUGGGAGAUCCAAAAUCACGAACUUCAAGCUUCUGCACAGCGCCCUUUACAUGUCCUAACACACAACUACAGUGAGAUCCCAGAUGAUAAGGAUAGUGGCCCCAUGCCUUUGUACCUAGAUGUUGCAGAGUUUUCGCUGCAUGCUGUCCCAAGCAGUCAACAGAACCGACGGUCUGGAAGAUCAAUUGUUACAUAUGGAUCGAUUGGACACACCAACGCCCAGCAAAAUAUUUUUUACAGAAACGCUUCCCAGGUAAAAAGUAUCAUGAGCCGUCGUAGGCAGCUGAGGUCUUUGGUAUCUCAGCCUACUGAUCAAGUUGCAAUGACGUACGUCAACGUCACAGAUGCAAGGCUGUCAAGAGGUCAAGACGACAAGAGAGCUCAUAUAACCUAUUUCUCACUGCCUAACAUUUACUGGCCAUGGGAGAUCCCAGGGGAGGGAACCCGUAACACAGCACGGCGUGCGUCCCUCCCCACCGUCACACUACCUAACACCUACAGGCCAUGGGAGAUCCCAGGGGAGGGAACCCGUAACACACCACGGCGUGCGUCCCUCCCCACCGUUACACUACCUAACACCUACUGGCAAUGGGAGAUCCCAGGGGAGAAAACCCGUAACAUAGCACGGCAUGCGUCCCUCCCCACCGUCACACCACCUAACACCUACUGGCCAUGGGAGAUUCCAGGGGAGGGAAUCCGUAACACACCACGGCGUGCGUCCCUCCCCACCGUCACACUACCUAACACCUACUGGCCAUGGGAGAUCCCAGGGGAGGGAACCCGUAACACAGCACGGCGUGCGUCCCUCCCCACCGUCACACUACCUAACACCUACUGGCCAUGGGAGAUCCCACGGGAGGGAACCCGUAAC
This is a messenger RNA of Branchiostoma belcheri (Belcher's lancelet), 2049 nucleotides long. RefSeq lists its product as uncharacterized. The transcript is spliced from 4 exons. NCBI's taxonomy places the organism in Eukaryota, Metazoa, Chordata, Leptocardii, Amphioxiformes, Branchiostomatidae. The annotation marks the transcript as partial. Gene Ontology annotation, molecular function: protein binding. Gene Ontology annotation, cellular component: plasma membrane. The record is from RefSeq and is a predicted model, not a curated record.